AUGCCCGUCGAUCCCGUUUCGAGCAGUGUUGGCUCCGUCAACAAGGCCAGCGACACCGCGACCAGCACGGCCAAAUCGACCACCAAGAAGCCCGUCAAAAAAUUACAAAAGACCACUAAACCGGUGACCAGCGAUCCAGACCUUCCCGGUGGAUUUCCCAGCGAAGAGACUGCUCGCAAGAAUGACCAACCUCCACCCUCGGUCAACUUUGGCGGUAUCUGGACGGCCAUCAAGCAGUGGUUUGCCUCGUUCGUUCCGUGGGCCUUUGACUGGUUCGAAGUCUUUGUCCAAACGUUAGUCAACAAGUACCUGCCAGCACCGAAACAGGCGGCCAUGUACGAGAAGAUUCUGCAACGGCCGAUUGCUUCGACAUUUCUUAUCUGUCAGAUGAUCUGCUGCGGGGUGCCUUUGCUUGUCUUCCUCUUGGGAGUGUUCUUGUUUGCGAUCAUUGCGGUGCUGCUCUGGGUGGUGUUGGCGCUGCUGAUUCUGGGCCCGGUCUUGCUUGUGGCCAGUAUGAUGGGUGUUUCGCUUUGGGGUUGGGGUUGGGUGUUUUAUGGAUUGGUCAAGUUUCUCGAUCGGAAGUUCCUGGGCGGUGUGAUUAUGCGCAGUUGGGCGAUCAAGCAACAGACUGAUGUUGGGCAGGACGAGGGUGAGGCCGAAGAGACGACCGUGGAAGAAGAAGGUGGGAAGAAAGAACAAUGA
This is a messenger RNA of Penicillium oxalicum, 702 nucleotides long. Its product is annotated as seipin co-factor family protein. The record is from RefSeq and is a predicted model, not a curated record. Lineage: Eukaryota; Fungi; Ascomycota; Eurotiomycetes; Eurotiales; Aspergillaceae. The transcript has a single exon. The coding region runs from base 1 to 702 and encodes 233 amino acids.